Molecule: messenger RNA, 360 nt
Organism: Plasmopara halstedii
Lineage: Eukaryota; Oomycota; Peronosporomycetes; Peronosporales; Peronosporaceae
Exons: 2
Coding region: 1-360 (119 amino acids)
Source: RefSeq, a predicted model, not a curated record
AUGCAGGGAGAAUUUGGCGGCAGUUCUCACUCUAAAAUAUGUUUAGAUUUGUUGGCAAUAUUAGUGAGAAAAGAUUUUUCGAGCAAAAGCAACUUCAACGACGCGCAUCCUGCAUCAAAAUUGACAAUUUGUUUGAUGAAGACUAUUAAUACUCAUCUCGGACUACGCAAGACAAAGAACAAAUUUGAUUCGAUCGUUACGAGCCCAUUGGUCGUCCCGGAAGACAAACUUGAAGCACUCUUUCUUCAGCUCAUGAUGGUAACCAAUAAACUUAUUCCGCAUUGCAGUUACAUUGCAAAAAUCUCAGAAGAUAAUCUGAGCCACGAUUCACUGGGAAAUUAUAUUUCUCUUACGAGCUAG